Messenger RNA from Onychomys torridus (southern grasshopper mouse), 3195 nucleotides. It is a transcript of the gene Fastkd4, whose product is annotated as transforming growth factor beta regulator 4. Gene Ontology annotation, cellular component: mitochondrial matrix; ribonucleoprotein granule. Lineage: Eukaryota; Metazoa; Chordata; Mammalia; Rodentia; Cricetidae. Gene Ontology annotation, biological process: regulation of mitochondrial mRNA stability; mitochondrial RNA processing. The coding region runs from base 211 to 2250 and encodes 679 amino acids. The transcript is spliced from 13 exons. Gene Ontology annotation, molecular function: RNA binding. The record is from RefSeq and is a predicted model, not a curated record.
GCGCGCCGGGCCGCGUGGAGGCAGUUCGGCGGAUGGAGGUCAGGGAGGGUGAUCGCUGCACCAGUCCGGCGUCAUGGAGAGGCUGGGUUCCUGAGCGUGGGAAACAAGACCGGGCAGACUUGUUGAGAGAAACCUGGAAAUGUAGCGUAUUCUCGAAGAAGGUAACGUUUUGCAGGACUUGAAAAAAGGAGUCUUCCCUCCCUCUCGCCAAUGCCCGCCAUCAUGGCGGUUCGCCUGAUGAAGCAAUGCACGUGCCUGUUGAGAGAAGCUACCCGCCUGGUCCCUACCAUUGCUCCAGUUGCCCGACUGAGACUUGCUGGGGUGGCCUGUAAGACUUUGACCUCCUCAGUCAGCUCCCCCUCCUCAGGUUCCUUGACGGAGCUGUUGGGAAAAGAGCAAGUGUUUACCCCCUACCCAGAGCACCAAGAGGUGGACUACCUCAUUGAGAAAGCCACCAGGCCAGAAGAGCUGCUAGGACUGCUGGGUGGGGAUCAUCACCUGCACCACAAUCAUGCAGCCCUCAUACUCAUCCGGCUGUCUUACCUGCUGUCCGAGAAGCCAAAGGAAAAGGCCUUGCUUGUAGAGGAUGCUCGCUUUCAGCAGCUUGUCAGUCAGGUCAACAGUCAGCUCCUGAGACGGAGUCACUGCAAGCACAGAAGAGUCAACUCCUUCAGAAAAGAGGCAGCAGUGGCAGCAGGAGAGCAGGGUCUGGAUCCAGCUGUUCCUGAGCCUGGGGGACAACUCCAUGUCACCAGAAAGAAAAGGAUAACUUCGAUCUGGCACGGGACCCUGGUGAAGCUGCUGCGGAGCCUGUACACACUAGUGCUUCCUCGGCCCUGCAAGGAGCUGCAGUCCGUGGAGCAGGAAGUGCGCUGGCGUCUGCGGAGGCUCAAGUACAAGCACUUGGUCUACCUGGCUGAGUCCUGCGCCUCCUUCAUGCGGGAGCAGCACUCCCAGGAGCUGCUGGCUGAGCUGCUGCUGCACCUGGAGCGGCGCUGGACCGAGAUCAGCGACAGCCGCACAGUGGUGACCGUGAUGGUGAAGGCAGGACACCUCUCAGAGCCACUGAUGAGCCGCCUGGAAGACAAGUGCCUGGAGCUGGUGGAGCAGUUUGGCCCUGAGGAGCUGCGGAAGGUGCUCGUGACACUGGCGGCACAGAGCCGGCGGUCGGUGCCCCUGCUGCGGGCCAUCUCCUACCACCUGGUACAGAAGCCCUUCCCGCUGACGAAAGGCGUGCUGCUGGACCUGGCCUAUGCCUAUGGUAAACUCAAUUUCCACCAAACCCAAGUGUCCCAGCGCCUAGCUGCUGACCUCCUGCCCUUCAUUCCCAGCAUGACACUUGGCGAGGUGGCCCGUUGCGCCAAGUCCUUUGCCUUCCUCAAGUGGCUCAACCUGCCCUUGUUUGAAGCCUUUACUCAGCACCUCCUGAGCAGGGCCCAGGACGUGUCCCUGCCCCACCUGUGCAGCAUUCUUCUUGCCUUCGCCCGUCUGAACUUCCGUCCUGAACAAGAGGAUCAGUUCUUCAACUUGGUACAUGACAAGCUGGACCCCAUGCUGGGGAGCCUGGAGCCAGCCCUGCAGGUGGACCUAGUGUGGGCACUGUGUGUGCUGCAGCAGGUUCGAGAAGCAGAGCUGCAAACAGUCCUCCAUCCUGGACUUCACAAACAAUUCCUAGGGAGCAAGUCUCCAAAGGACCAGAGCACCUUCCAGAAGUUGGUCCACAUCAACACCACUGCCCUGCUGGAGCAUCCUGACUAUAAAGGUCCUUUCCUGCCAGACUCAGCUGUAGCCCUCAGCUCCUCGUCCUCUAGCAAGAAGAUGACCCCGCUCCAGAAGGAGCUACAGGAAACACUGAAGACACUGCUGGGGAGCACUGACCAGGGCAGCCUGGAGGUGGUCACCCAGUAUGGCUGGGUGUUGGAUGCAGAGGUGCUCCUGGAUGCUGAUGGCCACUUUCUGCCCCUGAGGGAUUUUGUUGCUCCUCACCUUGCCCAGCCAGUUGGGAACCAGCCACUGCCCCCAGGAGCUAAAAGGAUCGCUUUCCUGCGCUGGGAGUUCCCUAACUUCAACAGUCGAAGCAAAGACUUGUUAGGCCGUUUUGUCCUGGCCCGUCGACAUGUGCUGGCUGCAGGCUUCCUGGUAGUAGAUGUCCCAUAUUACGAGUGGCUGGAUCUCAAGUCUGCAUGGCAGAAAGGUGCCUACCUCAAGGACAAGAUUCGAAAAGCAGUGGCUGAGGAGCUAGCCAAAUGACCUUUCCCAUCAGUCCAAGCUGCAUCCCAGAGACCUGAUUGCUCAGUGGCCCAGCAGAGUGCUAGGUGGGCCAGAGUUGUCACCCUCAAGGAUGACCCAACCGUCUCUGCAGGCCCUUAGGCAGCAGCUCCAAAGGACAGGUGGUCCCAGUAACUCUUUGGUUUGGAGGAUGCCAGGUAUCCUCCUAGGCUUUGCGUCUAUCUCCUCUGUCCCCCGCCCCUCCAUUUUGGACACAGAGACCCUAUCCUGUCUCCUUCAUAGCUCUCCAGGAUUUUACCCAGUGCUCUGUCCUCCCCAACUCUCCAAUAGUGCCUGUGUGACGCAGCAAAGCGGAGGAGGGCUGGCUUGAGACAGGAAAAUGGGAGGGUCCUAGUCACUCAGAUUCUAGGAAACUGACUAGACUAGUGUACAGCAGAGGUCUAGUUAUGAUCCCAAGAGGUUCCCUCCCAUGUCCACAUGACUAGAGAGUAAUGGUAACAGAUGGUGUAGGAGCAUUUGGAAGGCCCUGGUCCUGGGAAAAGAGAAGAGUCCACUUGGCUGAUGUCACUCUCAUAACUACCUUAACCACAGCCAACUCAGAAAUGACCAGUCAAGAUGGAGGCCUGAGCCCUUGCUGCUGUGAAUAGCAACAAUGCCAACCUUUGCAGGAGACUCUUAUAGACAAAGCUUGCCCAAAGGGGAGGCGGAAGACAAAGGAGGUUCUUACCUACUCUACAUUUCUCCCAAGCACCAGUCUGCGCCCUCUCUGGGGCUUAGCACUUCUGUUGGUCUGCACAAGCCUGCUGGUUGUCACAGAGGUGAAGGAGACAGAAAAGUGACUAACUGGCUGGAGGGGAGGAACAGCUGGCCACAGCUUCUCUGAGUUGAGGUGGGGCAGGCAUAUAGGGCUGACAAGGCCGCUGGGGUGGACUGUUGGUGUGUAAGAAUAAAGAUUUGUGCUGCUCA